AUGCCAGAGGAGCGUUAGGGAAGGAUUUAAGAGCUGCACCUCUUUCAUUGCGCGAUGUUGAACCUGCGGCGGUCAGUAGACGGCCAGGUCAAUGGCCGGCCCAAGGGAGGGUCACGUCAGCUGACCUGCCCACCUCCGAAGCUACCCAUCACCCUCGACUGAGACCCCUAGGUGCACCCCUACCCCCUACCAGCACAACCUUCGACGGUAAACCCUAAAUCAACCAAAUCUUUACCUACCCUAUCACAUUUUAAGUGGAUUCAACCUUGGUUUCAACCUUCUUUCAGAAUAGCAAAAAAUGGGGGUUUAAUUUUCGGAUAAUUCAAAUGAAUGUUUUUGUUGUUUUGUCGCUGCGAUUUUCGGCGAAUUCUUCGUUCUCCUCCGCCGCAUCGGCCUUUUUCUCUGGCGAAUUUCCGCUCAUGUCGCCAAAAUCUUCCAACCUUGAAGCCCUUCGACGACCCUGACGCACAAGGUUAAGCGACCUGACCGACUUAGCCCUCCUUCUCUGAAAAUGGCGAGUCUUGGAGCAGGAGGAACGAUCGCGCCGCGAGCUGUUCCUUGGAAAACCACCAGAGAAUUCAUGAAGGAUGUCAGAGGUCGGAGAAGUACCAGAAACUUGAUUGAAGCACUUAAAACCCAUCAAAGGAGACUGAACCUGUCGUCCUUGAAGGAUUUGGCAAUGAGGAGUUUUCUCUUGAAUUUGCGUCGUUUCCGAGGCGACGCCUUGCAGCUCAUCGAACAUCUCCCCUUUGCAGUGAAAUCGGACAUCCUUUCUGCAAUCUCCAUGGUUCCUGGAAAGAUCCUCAAGAGUGCUUUCGUAAUCCUAAUAAAACAAGACCGCUACAUAGAUUUAGAGAGCUUGGAUUCUGGAGAGCGGGAUCUACUCGAGAUUACAGCUGACGUAAAUCAGAUCAGACUGCUGAUUUCGCCGUUGGAGCUGCACGAGUUUGACUUUUCUGUGCUUGGCUGCGUCAACAGAGGCUUUGACGAAAAGGAUAAGGCCAUUUGGGAGUGCUUGGCCGCUUCUCAGAAGAACAGCCUGCAGAUGAUCCGAGACAGAAGGAGAAACAGGUGCACACUAACCUCUGGGAAUGACAUCAUCGACUACCUGGUCCAGUUCCCAAAUCUCAAACACCUCGACCUCACCACUGUGAGAUUUUCCGAUGAGGCGCUGCAAAUUCUGGCCGCCAGUUGUCCUCGUUUGGAGAAACUUACUUUGCUCAUUUCACGAGGACUGUCAGCCGAAGGGAUUAGGACGCUGGAAGCCUUUCCCUCCCUUGAGGAAGUUCACUUUACCACAGUUGCGGACGCCCAUGUCCAGAGACCGCAAAUUGAUUAUUCAUGGUUUCAGGAAAGACUGCCAAGAAAGCUGAAAAUCCUCUUGGAUGUGCGUUAUGUUCCACCCAAGCUUGACAUUUCGAGCAAUACUACAACUUGAAGAACCUAAAGUUCGGCGAACACAGUGAUUUUGUGAAAAAUUUGACUCACCUGAGGCAGCUGAAAGAUGUGACGGGAAAAUGCAGAGAUUUGACUCCACAACUUUUGGCCUCGCUCCCUCUUCUGGAAAGUCUGAGCCUGCACAUCUCUUCAGACCCAAGAGAUUUCUUGUUCCAAUCGUUGCAACUCGUCGGCUCAAAACUGUCCGAGCUAAAAUUGGAUAUCGAGUCCUUGGGGGAGUUUGACCUUUUCCAAGUGCUUGACAUGUUUCACAACUUGGAAAAGUUGAGUGUGAAAGCCAAAUUCAGGGAGCAAGGGCAGUGUGCCUUCAACCCAAAGAAGCUGAAACUGAAGGAACUUCGGCUGAACGGGCGCUACGAGUGGGAGGACGGAGGAAUUUCUCAGAUGCAGUUCUGGGAACUGCUGCUGGCGCCCAACUUGCAAGUAGUCGACCUGAAAGAAUUGUGCUUCACAGACCAUCACGCCAUCAACGAAACCCCGAGCCCUACCUGCAGAACCUGGUCGAGCUGUACACGGAGUUUGCUUUGAAAACUGUAGACGACCUUGAUGCCCACAACAAACUCUUCUCCAACAUUGCGCUGAAGUGCCACAAGCUGAAAUCAGUCAUUUGCAUUGUGGCGGCUAAAAUCGUAAACCCUCUGACAGCAGUGACAGCCUUGCACUACUUGCAGAUUGCUCAUGUGUCACCCAUGGUUACCUUUGUUCUCUAAAAUUGUUCCUUAUCACAAUAAAUAUGUAAAAAUUUAGUUUCUUCAAAUUCAAUUUAAAAUGUCUGAUAUCUAUUUCAACAAAAUCCAUGUGAUAUAUUUAUAUCUUCAAAUGAAAACUCCGAUGAACUGAAAACUAAAUAAAAGAAUGUAAUGCAAACAGA
This is a messenger RNA of Neocloeon triangulifer, 2329 nucleotides long. RefSeq lists its product as uncharacterized. The transcript is spliced from 8 exons. Bases 512 to 1438 code for a protein of 308 amino acids. Lineage: Eukaryota; Metazoa; Arthropoda; Insecta; Ephemeroptera; Baetidae. The record is from RefSeq and is a predicted model, not a curated record.